CUGGCAUCUGCAAUGCACACAAUCUGUUCGACUGAAUUCAGUCACACCCAUUAUCACACGAGACCACCAACCUAACUCGCAACACGACCACACAACACAACCAUGCGGCGUGCGCUCACGUUGAUGAAGAAGGCGGCGGAGAAUGAGGGAGGCGUGUUGGACAUGCUGAAGAUCAUUGCACGCCCGCCCGUCGCCAGAAAACGCCCAGAGCUCACACGAGAGGAGCUGGACAGGAGGGCAAAGCUGGUGAAGGAGUGGUCGAAGCACUGCCAGCGGCAUGAGAACCGGGUGAUGAAGCGGAUGUCACAAGCUGUGAAGGCGAGAGAUAGGGCGCUGUUUGCGCUUGCUGAUAUUGAUGAGGAGCUGCUGUACAAGGCGUGCAUGCCGGAUUCCUCCCGCUGGCCGCUGAAGGCCUCCAAGCCCCUCGCAACCCCUCCCAUCCCAGGCUACAACCCCCAGGCAUCGGCCAAGCAAGAAUGAUGCGUGUUUGAUGUAGCUUGUGUGUGCGUGUAACUUGUGUGUUUGUCUGUGAUGUAGUGUAUGCGUGUAGCUUGUGUGUUUAUCUGUGACGUCGUGUGUGUCUGUGUGUCUGUGACGUAGCUUGUGUGUGUGUGUGUGUGUGUGUGUGUGUGUGUGUGUGUGUGUCUUUGAGGUAGCUUGUUUGUGGUAACACUGCAACGUUUGUUGCACAUGCUGCUAAUGUUCUCCUUCGCAAUGCCCACAUCCACCUCCAUCACACACCACCUCUCCCAUCUCUCCGUGGUUUCCUUGCUGUGCCUCGUCCCGAAUGUCAAUACAACCAAUCCAACAUGAAUACUGCCUUCGUUUAUCGUUCAUCUACUACACCCAAACAAAAAGAAGAUGGCCCG
Molecule: messenger RNA, 869 nt
Organism: Salpingoeca rosetta
Lineage: Eukaryota; Choanoflagellata; Craspedida; Salpingoecidae
Exons: 2
Coding region: 103-480 (125 amino acids)
Cellular component (GO): mitochondrial ribosome; mitochondrial large ribosomal subunit
Source: RefSeq, a predicted model, not a curated record